AUGGAGGAUGAUUUAUGUAUAUCUUCAUCCUCAUCCUCCGCUUCUUCAUCGUCUACUUCAUUAUCAUCUUCUAGUAAUACUAUAGUUGUUGGAAAAGGGGAAGGAGGAGAUGAAGAUUUAAAUAAACAACAACAAUUACAUACGCAACUAUUAUUAGUUCAACAACAACAACAAUUACAACAUAAAGUAGAACCAAAGACAUCAACAUUGGUAAAAGUAUCGACGACGAUAGUAAAUGGUAAUGGUGGUACUACUACGACAACAUUAUUGUUGGAUGAAUUGCUACACCCACACACUACUGGAAUUCAAGAUGUAAAUAGAGACUGGGAUCAACACGAUGACAAUAUCUAUGUAAAUAGCGAUAUAAAGAGAAUAAACGAAAUGAUAAGUCAUAGUGGAGGUGUCAUUGAACCAAUGAGAACUCAGCUGUCCACUCCCUACUGUUUCAGUGUUUAUAUUAGAAACAAAAAACAACUCAGUACAUUCAUUCUAUUGUUAGACUAUGAAAGACGUGAAUUAAUAUUUAGUAGAAAGGGUAAAAAGUUAAAGGCAAUCCCUUUUGUUGUUUUAAUAACACCAAUACCAAGUUCAAUAGAACCAACUCAUAUCACAAUUAGAACAAAAGAUCCAAAUUCAGGAGGAUUUCAUUUAUAUAUGGAUUCAAAAACAGAAAGACAACAAUUAUUAGAAUAUCUAGGUGAUAUUGUAAAGAAUCCAAUUGAAUCUCCAUCACCUGUUAGUAUAGAGUUAAUUUUAUAUCAAGGACAUGUAUACAAAAAAGGAAAGAUAAAAUUUGCACGAAGAUGGUUGGAAAUCCAUCCACUUUUCAUUACUCUUAGAAAGAAAAAAGAGAGUAUGUUCCCUGUCAAUGUCAUACCAAUUAGAGAUUUGUCACUAAAAACACAUGAAACCUACACCCUCUUUCUCCGAACCAAGUCUACUGUUAGCCGAGAAUACUCUCUUCGUGCCUCUUCAAUGUCACAGAGAGACUUUAUUUACGAUCAAUUAGUUUCUAUUGGAAUGAUGAAAGAUGAUGAUGAUGAUGCAUGGCAUGAUGAUGAUGAUGAUGUUACACCUCUACAUUUCUACCCACCAAAAUUUCAAGUUUUACUAACUACUCUCCUUCUCUCUCUCUCUCUCUCUGUCCCGUCCCUUCUAUCUUGUAGUGGCACUAUUGGAAAGAAUAUCGAUAACGUUUUGCAGAGGAAAUUGUCUUUGAGAUUAACCCCGAGUGUAAAUCCAAAUUUAGACUAUGAUCCAAUGGAUUUCAACACUCUCCAUAAAUUAUUCAAAACACCAGGGAUCGACCUUAAAUCAUUACAUAGGGACAAUUUCCAAGACGGUAGCGAGGAAUUUUUAAAUAAUAAUAAUAAUAAUAAUAGUAAUGGGAGUAGUAGCCACCAACGUUAUAGCACCGCCAGGCUUGGUUUGGAAUCAAAUCAAAAAAAGGUGGUAGAGGUUAUUGAAGAGACGUAUCAAGGUAAUAAUAAUAAUAAUAAUAAUAAUAAUAAUAAUAAUAAUAAUAAUAAUAAUAAUAAUAAUAAUAAUAAUAAUAAUAAUAAUAAUAAUAAUAAUAAUAAUAAUAAUAAUAAUAAUAAUAAUAAUAAUAAUAAUAAUAAUAAUAAUAAUAAUAAUAAUCAACAAAACUCCUCCAUUGCAACAUCCUCUUCCUCCUCAUCCGCUUCUUCUUCAUUUACGACACCUCAUGUAAGUGCUUAUAGACCAAGUAGAAGAUCAGUUAAAGAAUUGAUAGAGCAAUACAAUAAGAAUAAUUCAACACAAUAUCCAACUCUAACAACCACCCCAACAAAAGAUAGAGAUAGUAGAAAAACUUUUAGAAAGGCUGUAAAACUAAGUAAUAAUAAUAAUCAACAAAGCUUGGAUAAUAAUAGUAUUGAAAUGAUAAUUGAAAGAUUAAAAGGUUGUAAAGGUUUGGGACAAGAUGGAAAAUUAUUAUUGGAUCAACAAAAAGAUAAUAAUAAUAUAGAUAAUAUAGUCCAAAAAGAUGGUAGUUUUAAUUUAGAUUCCAACAAAAAUGAUCCAUCUUUAAAUCAAGAGUCUGAUCAAAUUUAUAUAGAGUUGAUUAAAACACUUGAUGGUUUAAAUCAAUCUUGUGAUGAGAUUUUAAAAUGGAUAUUGGAAAACAGGCAUUUAAUUUCCAACAAACUACAAAAUAGUAAUUUAUUAUCAGUAACAGAUCAACUUUUAUUAGCUGUUAAAGAUUUUAGUAAUAAUAUAGAUAGUAAUAAUAAUAAUAAUAGUAAUAUAGAAAAUGUAAAUAGUGUAAAUAAUAAUAAUAAUAAUAAUAAUAAUAAUAAUAAUAAUAAUAAUAAUAAUAAUAAUUUAAUAACUCAAGUAUUUAAAGAUGUAGAAAUAGAAUAUUGUUCACCUCGUCAAGACAAUAAUAGUAUAAUAAUAGAUAAAAAUAAUAAUAAUUCAAUAUCAAAUGUAUCAUCAUUAAGUAAAAGUUCAACUGGAGAUAGUUUAUAUUCUCAACAAUCAUUUAGUUCAUCUUCAAGUGGAAGUAGUAGUGGUGAAGUUGAUCCAAUCAUUAUUGCCAACAAUGAUGAUGAUGAUCAUCGUGGUACUCAAACCUACUUGUUUUUAACCAAAGAUGGAUAUCAAAAAGAGUAUAAAAGAUUACAUUUGGAUUCAUCUGAAGAGGAUGAUGACGAUGACGAUGAUGAUGACGAUGAAGAUGGACAAGGAGGGUAUCAUGCAAGAAUGGCAGAAACUCUAGAAUCUCCACAAAUAUUAUUAUUCAAUCUGUCUCCAGUUCCAAUCCAAAAACCAUUAAAUCAAUGUGGUGAUUAUUCAUUACUUCAUCAUUGUACUAGAACAAAAUCAGAUGAUUUAAUGGAUAAAACAUUUAGACGUUAUUCAAGAGAUGUUACACCAAAUACUUUUUGGAAAUAA
Molecule: messenger RNA, 2916 nt
Organism: Cavenderia fasciculata
Lineage: Eukaryota; Evosea; Eumycetozoa; Acytosteliales; Cavenderiaceae
Exons: 6
Coding region: 1-2916 (971 amino acids)
Source: RefSeq, a predicted model, not a curated record